CUCCGCCUAUGGCAUCUUAAUCAUUCAAAUCUGGGAAGAAGCCAUGAGCGGUGUCUUCGGCCACGUUUUUAGAGGUGAUAUAUCAAAGAGUACGCCGUAUGAUGGGCAUUCACAGCAAAUGUUAACCGAAUUAUCCAAUGUUGACCAAGUGAGUGAGGAUGCCCAACCUCAACCUCCCCCCCGACUUCUGAAAGCAAAACGCAAGGCGGCACCUUUAGUCCAACCUCAAUCCCCGCCUAGACGUCUGAACGCAAAACGCAAGAGAGUGCCUCGAGUUAGGCCCAAGAAACCUAGUAAGACCUUGACAAAGAAACGUGCAACAGGGGCCCCAAUAUCUAGCAAUGGAGAGGACAGACCCUUACCAGGCACGAAUGAUGAAGCUACGGGACCGCGUUCUCGUAAGCCAAGGGGCCCCACAGCUCCGAAAAUCAGAUUCAGUAAGGAGGAAGAUAGUCUCUUACAAAAUCUCUCGAAAUCUGACAAAAAUUGGACUGAAAUCGCCGAUUAUAUGAACAAUCAACUGGGCACAAAUCGCAACUACAAGGCUGUGAGGAAUAGGGCUUCGAUAUUGGACCCUUUGAAGCCAAAAGGCCCUUUAUCAAAGAAAUUUGCCUACACCGACGAGCAGGAUGAAUUUUUGAGAGACCAAUUGAAGCAAGCCAAAUCUCUGGCGGAGGUUGCCAUUAGCAUGGAUGAUAAAUUUGGCACAAAUCGCACCGUAGGGGCUUUGGACAUGAGACGACGAGCGUUGGGAAUCGAUUUUGUGCGUCCUUUUGCGGACAAAUACAAACGGUGGACCGAGGAGGAAGAUGCUAUUUUGAUCGAAGCGUGUCAGCAAUAUCCCAAAUGGCGCGACAGGUUGUCCCACUUUGAGACGCUCUCCGGGACGAGUCGAUCGCUCGUUAGCGUAGUGUCAAGAGCGGGGGGCCUUGGCUUGACUUUUGAGAAGGCAAGCGUAUGGAGCAAAGAGGAGACCGAUUUUCUGGUCGAAUUGAAAUCCAAUUGCGAUAAUUGGGAUGAAAUCUUGUCUCGAUUUCAUCGAAGAUUCGGCACCAGUCGAAGUCUGAAUGCACUCCAAUCGAGGGUCAGAAAAAGCGAGACCGCAAAAUAAAUAAUUACAUACAUUCAGCAAUAUGGGCACCCAAUCGGGCUCAUCAAAUCCUGCUUUUGUAGGCGUAUAAUUCAAUGCGUAUGGCUGUUGGAAGUUUUCUCGGUCUCGGGUUUUCUGUCCUCCCCUCGGGAACAUACCUAA
Molecule: messenger RNA, 1252 nt
Organism: Trichoderma harzianum CBS 226.95
Lineage: Eukaryota; Fungi; Ascomycota; Sordariomycetes; Hypocreales; Hypocreaceae
Exons: 1
Coding region: 44-1111 (355 amino acids)
Source: RefSeq, a predicted model, not a curated record